AUGGUCGCUGAGACGCAAUCCUUGCCCAACGAAACGGCACCGCUGUUGACGCCAACUCCGAACUCCGAACCACCCAGCAACGGCAACAACAGCAGCAGCAACAACAAUGGGCGGAAGAAAUUGCUGAUACUCGUCGCCUGCGGUAUAUUCAUUCUCGCGGCCGAUUUUGGCUUUUUUCUGUCGCAAGCCCCGCAGACAGCUAUCUUUGAACAGAUCAUUUGUCGCAAUUAUCUUCUCAAUUCGCGCGAUGACGUGAAUGCGAGUCUGCUCAACUCUCCCUCAGAGGAUCCGUGUAAAUCCGAACUUGUACAGGGAGAGCUUGCCCUCAUCAAUGGGUACAAAGAAACAUUUGAUGUACUACCCAGCAUCCUCUUGUCGCUCCCUUACGGUGUGUUAGCCGACCACUGGGGUCGCAAGCCCGUGCUGUAUCUCGGGGUCGUGGGGAUCAUCCUAGGGGGAGUUCUGGGUCCGGUUGGUCGCCGCAUGGUCAACUGUACUACCACUGCGCAUGUGAUUACCUCCAUGGCCGUUGCGAUGGUGGCGGAUGUCUUUUCCGAGGAGGAGAGAUCAACUGCGAUGUUUCGCCUCUCAUCCUGUGUCCUGAUCGCAGAGAUUUUGGCCACACCUUUCAGUGCCUAUUUGAUGACCUUUGAUAUAUGGUACCCUUAUAUCCUUGGGCUCGUUGUAAUCGUAAUAGGCACUUUGCCAGCUAUUUUCAUUCCAGAGACCCUCGCAGACGCCAAAGCAAAAAUGAAAAUGAAAAUACACCAAGAUGAAGCUCCACUGACGUCGAUUGAAGACAUGGAGCCACCAAGCAAACAACCAAUGUUGCAGGAAAUUAUCCACCAGGCCCGCGAGUUCAAAAAAUCCACCCGAUUCAUUUGGAGAGAUGGCAAUAUUUGCCUCCUAGUUAUAAUCGCUGGGGUCGGCUUCAUGAGUCGACAGUCGACUGCUUUACUGAUGCAAUACGCGUCCAAGAAGUUCAACUGGAGCAUUGGCAAGGUACAUACUACUCUUCUCCAUUUAAUUCGAUUGCAACGAGUAUACGUUUUACUGACAUGGCGCAACCAGGCCAGCCUACUCAUCUCGCUCCGUGGGAUAUUUAGUUUGUCAAACUAUCUUGUUCUCAUGCCCGCAUUCAACUCCAUCGCCGGCAAAUUCUUUAACCUGCAUGGCAAGUACCGAGACUAUCGUCUCACUCAAGUGACCAGUGUGUUCACCGCGGUCGGAUUUGGUAUCAUGGCCUUCGCACCGGUUCCAGGCAUCUUGAUCUGGGGUCUAGUAUUCCUCUCUAUUGGAUUGGGCUUCCUGGUCGCUACCCGUACUCUUGUCACUGCUCUCGUCCUACCCAACCAUAUCGGAACACUUUAUUCGGCCCUUGCAAUCUCACAGGCGCUGGGAGGCCUCAUCGCAGGUCCCCUUUUCGCCUAUCUGUUCCGACUUGGAAUGCAUCUCGGCAAUGCUUGGAUGGGUCUACCGUGGCUCCAAGCAUCUGUCAUCUUCAUCCUGGUUUCCAUCGUGUCCUGGUAUAUUCGAGUGCGCGAUCCUAUAUCGCAUGAUGAGGAAGAGCCACUUCUUGCCGAAUGA
This is a messenger RNA of Penicillium waksmanii, 1587 nucleotides long. RefSeq lists its product as uncharacterized. The record is from RefSeq and is a predicted model, not a curated record. The transcript is spliced from 3 exons. Gene Ontology annotation, cellular component: membrane. Gene Ontology annotation, biological process: transmembrane transport. NCBI's taxonomy places the organism in Eukaryota, Fungi, Ascomycota, Eurotiomycetes, Eurotiales, Aspergillaceae. The coding region runs from base 1 to 1587 and encodes 528 amino acids. Gene Ontology annotation, molecular function: transmembrane transporter activity.